AUGGAAAAGUCUGACAAUCCUUCUCCAGAAACCCAAUCUGCUUCUGAACCUCAAACUUCAGUCUCUCUGAAAUUCACCAACAAAUCUCUUCCGAACCCCACCGACUGGGAACAUAUCAUACUGUCCUUCAGACCGAUCAAGCUGGAGAAGAUCAUGAAGAGUGUGGGAAAAUCGCACUCCGAGGAGACUCGUUCCCAGACUUGGUCCGUCGUGGGCGAAGCGCUCUCCAACUCUCUGCUUUACGCCCUAGCUGGCGUGUACAUGCAAAUGACUACCGUGCUAUUUGGAAAGCAGUAUUUUCUCUUCAUCCGCAGAGGGAUCAAGCGGGCUGAUGGGACAGGAGGGAUCCUCGAGGUCAAGAUCAAGCAGCAACAUGAGGGCAGCGAGUGGGAGGCUCGCUGGCGGGUGGCGCGCCCUCACGUAACUAAUUACGUGAGGAACUUAUUGGCUCGUAUUUCCCGGUUGUGCGAAGAGAAGAAGAGGCGGCUGGAACUGAUGCGCAAGGAGGAGAAACCAGAGGACGAGGAGGAGAAGCCGGACGGGCUGUGCGGCUCUUGA
Molecule: messenger RNA, 558 nt
Organism: Clonostachys rhizophaga
Lineage: Eukaryota; Fungi; Ascomycota; Sordariomycetes; Hypocreales; Bionectriaceae
Source: the annotation of a GenBank genome assembly